Molecule: messenger RNA, 423 nt
Organism: Colletotrichum lupini
Lineage: Eukaryota; Fungi; Ascomycota; Sordariomycetes; Glomerellales; Glomerellaceae
Exons: 2
Coding region: 1-423 (140 amino acids)
Source: RefSeq, a predicted model, not a curated record
AUGUUUCAGACAGUCGUUAAUAUCCUAUUGUUGCUUUCUACUUUCCAAUCGUGCAGUUGGGGGCUUAAAGUCCGACGACACGGACGACUCCCGUCGUUCCCCGCCGCCACGACUCACUUCCGCAGCGGCCGAAUUGCAUGCGACGGACGCACAGAUUCGACCCUCCGCAGUCAUCGACGUGAGCUCCGAGACGGAAAUCAAGUGACCUCCCGGUCCUCUGUCACCGGCCAUGAAUACCUGCGCGCUGUGGAGUCGUCGGUGGUUCAGGUCGCCGUCAAGUGUGAUCUCGAUGAUGUUCUCACUCUGACCAAGGCUGAAAAGCCGCGCCCCAUAUCCUCCGGGCGGUGUCAGCGAGAGACAUCUGUUGACACACGUUCUCACUCACCACCGUCCAAAGUCAUCUGGUGUCCCUACGUCCUCUAA